AUGCAAGUGUUCAUUGGAUUGUUCUUAAUUAUCAGCUUAACAUCAAUUUUGGCGAGCACACCGGCAUUGAUUCUCACACGACUUAUUGAGAAGAAUUUAACUGAUCAAGCGAGGAAACUGUCAGCUGUAAACCCCACUCUCUUCUUAAACAGAACCACAUAUUCUGGCUACUUAACUGUCGAUGAGAAACACAAUUCAAAUCUUUUCUUUUGGUAUAUCGAAGCGGAGAACCAUCGGCCUGACACUCCGUGGAUACUGUGGUUGCAAGGAGGUCCUGGCGCCUCCAGUCUUGCGGGUCUAUUCGAUGAGAUUGGACCCUUCGAAUAUGCGGAUUCAAAGUUAAAAGCACGAAAAUGGACAUGGGCCAAAGACCACUCGUUAUUGUUCAUCGACAACCCGGUGGGCACCGGAUUCAGUUUCACGGACAGUCCAAAAGGAUUCAUACAAGAUAUGGCUACGUGUUCGACCCACCUGUAUAUUGCCCUACGACAGUUUUUAAUGGUAUUUCCCGAGCUCCGUAAAGCACCAUUUUACCUCGCAGGAGAGUCUUAUGCAGGAAGAUACAUCCCAGCUCUUGGAGUUAAGAUCCUGGAGCAAGAUCGAACCAUCGGCAUUCUAGAUGUUAAUUUACAGGGUAUAAUCUUAGGAAAUCCUGUUUUAAGUCGCGAGAGCAUAGCUGACUAUAGCAGCAUCUACUUCCAGUGGGGACUGGUGGACAGUCAAGGCGUUCUCGCUGUCAAGCCCCUGCAGGACGCCUACAAUAAAGCUUUAAAGAAUGAUGACUCCGACAAAGCUAUGCUCCUUCGUGAAGAACUUCUCACGAGACUUGACGACAUAUCGAUGCAGCAACAAACUUUCAACAUUCUGAGUGACAAUAUCUCCCACCUGGACGAGUUCACUGUCUACUUACGCCAACCAAUUGUAAGGCAAGCUCUGCACGUUGGCGACAUAAAGUUCAACUUCUUCAAUAGCACUGUGCACAAGAGUCUUACUCCAGACUUCCUAAGCGAAAUUAAGUCCAAGGUUGAAAUGAUGUUGAAUCAUUAUAAAAUGCUCAUUUAUUGUGGCCAAAUGGACCUGACAGCUCCUUGUGUGCCUAAUGCGCAGGCGCGACGAAGGCAUUGGCAUUGGAACUACCGCGAUCAAUUCCUUAACGCCUCUCGGAAACCAUGGUGGUUCAACAAUAAAGUUGCUGGGUACGUCAAAAGUGGCGGUUAUCUUACAGAAGUUUUGGUCCGGGGAGCGGGCCACUUAGUACCCAUGGACAAGCCAGCAGAGACCACAGAGCUGAUCAGCUACUUCAUACGGGGCUUAGACAUGAAACUGCCCCCAAACUACCAAGUAUUAGCUCAAGAUACCCCUCCAUAUGUUAACGAUGAAUUCGAAGGGAUCUCAAAGACAAUUUACGAAUUUCCAGAGGGACAUUCUUCUUCUGGGACUAAAGUUGCCAUGGUUAUAAGCGUAGUUUUAAACGUUUUGCUAGUUUUAGGUAUAGUAUGUGGUGUUGUCUAUGCGCUGAGGUGGAAGAGACGGAAUGAAACGUAUAUGUACAAUACUAUGGAAGAGAACAAUAUUGUUUCUACGAUGUUUUAG
This is a messenger RNA of Arctia plantaginis, 1593 nucleotides long. The record is from the annotation of a GenBank genome assembly. NCBI's taxonomy places the organism in Eukaryota, Metazoa, Arthropoda, Insecta, Lepidoptera, Erebidae.